Messenger RNA from Budorcas taxicolor (takin), 915 nucleotides. Its product is annotated as KIAA1143 ortholog. The transcript is spliced from 3 exons. Lineage: Eukaryota; Metazoa; Chordata; Mammalia; Artiodactyla; Bovidae. Bases 45 to 515 code for a protein of 156 amino acids. The record is from RefSeq and is a predicted model, not a curated record.
AUCCUCCAGGCGUCCGCGGAGGACUGUUUUCGCCCAGAGCAGCUAUGAGCAAGCGGAACCAGGUGUCGUAUGUGCGGCCAGCCGAGCCGGCCUUCCUGGCCCGCUUCAAGGAACGGGUCGGCUACAAGGAAGGGCCCACCGUAGAAACCAAGAGAAUCCAGCCUCAGCUCCCAGAAGAAGAUGGUGAUCACAGUGACAAAGAAGAUGAACAGCCCCAAGUGGUGGUUUUAAAAAAGGGAGAUCUGUCAGCUGAAGAAGUCAUGAAAAUUAAGGCGGAAAUAAAGGCUGCCAAAGCAGAUGAAGAGCCAGCUUCAGCUGAUGGAAGAAUUAUGUAUCGAAAACCAGUCAAGCGUUCCUCAGAUGAAAAAUAUGCAGGUUUAUCAGCAAGCUCAAAAAAGAAAAAGACAAAAGAAGAAGAUGAAAGAAAUAAGCAGGACUCAGUUGAAAAGAGCUCACGAAAGCAGAUCAAAAACAGUAGCCUCCUUUCUUUUGACAAUGAAGAUGAAAAUGAAUAAAUACAUAUUAUGGACUUCUUUAAGAAUAUAUGGGAUUUUUAAACAAUAAUAUCUUUUUUCCUAUUAUAAAGUAAUAUAAGUUCAUUGAAGAAAAUUUAGAAAAUUCAGAAAACAUUCAGCAAGAUAAAAACUGUAUCUAUCCAUCAAUACCCUUUUGACCUGAACUGCUAAUUCUCUAACAUUAACUACCACUAACAUUUUAUUUCCUGAUGUUUGAUGUGUGUGUAUGUAAAUUAUAUUUUUGUAACCAAAUUUUUACUGUAUUCUGUAUGUUCUCUGUCCUGCUUCUCACUUGACAUUGUACGUGAGCAUUUUUCCAGGUCAGUAAAAUUCAAAAUCCUGACACUAAUAACUACAGAGGAUUUUGUAAUUAAACAGCUCCCAUGUUUUAUCGUCCUCU